Molecule: messenger RNA, 736 nt
Organism: Megalops cyprinoides (Indo-Pacific tarpon)
Lineage: Eukaryota; Metazoa; Chordata; Actinopteri; Elopiformes; Megalopidae
Product: probable E3 ubiquitin-protein ligase RNF144A
Exons: 3
Coding region: 188-718 (176 amino acids)
Molecular function (GO): zinc ion binding
Source: RefSeq, a predicted model, not a curated record
AGUAAUUCAUGGUCGGAUGGAAAAUUGCUGAGCAGCGAUGAACAAUAAUUAAGAAAAGUUUCAUGCGUGCGGACUCCAAACGUGUCGCCAGAAAAUUUAUGUAACCUGCUGGUACAGCACAAAAACCAGCGGAUUACAGGUAGACGGAUUCAUCCUACUUGAUGCAGAAGUACGGGAGAAAGAAAAUAUGCGUCCUGGAAGAACCAUGGGUAACAGUGUUGGCACCCCAGGCCCGCAGGGGUAUGAAAACAACCCCUCACACUACCAGGCUUACUUGAAAUGCCCGGCUUGCCCCGGCGUCCUGCUGUGUCCUCUGAACAGCGAGGGUCAGCCUUAUCAGUUCAGCCAGUGUUCCCAGAUGCCCCAGCUUCACCAUUUCUGCACCUCCUGCCUGUCCCCCUGGCUGCCUUCCAGCGAGGCUAGCGGUGGAUGCUGCAGCAACAGGUCCUGCCAGGUGGUGAGCACACUUCUCACCUGUGACACAGUCAAGGAUCCUCAGAGCAGGGUUUUUGGCUGUCCCGUCUUUCGAGCUUGUCCCAAAUGCUACAGUCUGAUCAUGCACACGAAAGGAUGUAAAUAUGUGACGUGCCCCACCUGCCACCACAGAUUUUGCUUUAUGUGCCUGCAGAGAAGUGAAGAAUGUCAGAAGGCAAAAGAUUUGUACUGGUCACUGUCCUGCACAAAACCCAUGGCAGAACGACAACGCUUUCUGACUUAGAAAAUACGCUUGUGUCUU